Papaver somniferum (opium poppy) is the source of this 1185-nucleotide messenger RNA. RefSeq names its product MOB kinase activator-like 1A. Gene Ontology annotation, molecular function: protein kinase activator activity. The record is from RefSeq and is a predicted model, not a curated record. Bases 220 to 864 code for a protein of 214 amino acids. Gene Ontology annotation, biological process: positive regulation of protein phosphorylation; signal transduction. The transcript is spliced from 7 exons. Lineage: Eukaryota; Viridiplantae; Streptophyta; Magnoliopsida; Ranunculales; Papaveraceae. Gene Ontology annotation, cellular component: nucleus; cytoplasm.
CCUCUCUUUUCUUCUUCCACUUCUUCUACUCUAAUUUAAUCUCUAAUCUAUAUAUAAUCAAUCUAUAUAUAUAUACAUAUAGAUAUAUAGAUUAAGGUUUCAAUAAUCUAGAAUUUGUUGGAUCCAAAACAUCUAAUCCAGAGAGAAAGAGAAGAAGAAGAGAUACAGAGAAGGAGGAGGUCUCUGUUUCUCUGAUCUUUCUUUCUCUUCUCAAACAGAAUGAGUCUCUUUGGCCUUGGAAGCAGGAAUCAGAAAACUUUUCGACCAAAAAAGAGUGCUCCUUCAGGAAGCAAGGGUGCCGAACUUAAAAGACAUAUAGAUGCUACAUUGGGUAGUGGGAAUUUGAGAGAAGCAGUAAAACUACCUCCCGGAGAGGAUCCUAAUGAAUGGCUAGCCGUAAACACUGUAGAUUUCUUCAAUCAAGUCAACAUUCUCUAUGGAACUCUUACAGAGUUCUGCACCACAUCAACUUGCCCAACUAUGACUGCAGGACCAAAGUAUGAGUAUAGAUGGGCUGAUGGAGUUCAAAUAAAGAAACCCAUAGAAGUGUCGGCUCCAAAAUACGUAGAGUAUUUAAUGGAGUGGAUCGAAGUUCAACUCGAUGAUGAAUCAAUAUUUCCUCAAAGAUUAGGGGCACCAUUUCCUCAAAACUUCAAAGACGUCGUAAAGACAAUCUUCAAACGGUUGUUCCGAGUAUAUGCACACAUUUAUCACUCACAUUUUCAAAAGAUUGUGACUCUCAAAGAAGAGGCUCAUCUCAACACAUGCUUUAAGCAUUUCAUUUUGUUUACAUGGGAGUUCCGGUUGAUAGAGAAGAGCGAAUUGGCACCUCUCUCUGAGCUAAUUGAAUCUAUACUUCAAUAGUGAUAGGAACCGAUCUUAAACAGUGGAAGAAGAAAUUGAUCAUAAUGGGAUAAACUUUUUUUUUUCUUUUCUUAAUGCUGGUUAACGGAGGUUUGAUAGUACCAAAGGUAUUAUCAAGUGUGUUGGAUUGUUCAUUCUUUUAUCGGUUUGUUGGGUGCUCAUAUGUGAAAAAAAGAUUACAUCGUUUUUGUUUUGGAAUGAUGAAAUGAUCCUUUUUUGGGUUUUGAGGUGUAAACAUCUUUUGAGAAAGUUAUGUUUUGGCCGAUAUCAUUGUAGUACAGUGAUACCAGAGUGAUCUGCUUUGAACUCGUCAGCACCAAA